Messenger RNA from Penicilliopsis zonata CBS 506.65, 809 nucleotides. RefSeq lists its product as hypothetical. The record is from RefSeq and is a predicted model, not a curated record. The coding region runs from base 304 to 777 and encodes 157 amino acids. NCBI's taxonomy places the organism in Eukaryota, Fungi, Ascomycota, Eurotiomycetes, Eurotiales, Aspergillaceae. The transcript has a single exon.
UCCGCGGGUAUCCGUGCCCGCCUUGCUGCGCACCAUACUCCCCAUCAUCCUCAUCCUCAUCCUCAUCGCUUAACCCCCCCUGGUGAGAGAUAUAAUCCGGCGGUGCUUGGUUCGACGAUCGACUCGACGGCGGGGUGGAUUCGCGGUCGUAGGGUGCUGUCAGACACCAACAAAAAAGAGAGCACCUCGUCAGCAGCCAACCAGUACAGUACCCACGGACGCAACCUCCUCCUCCUCCUCCCUGCCAACCGCCAUGAAUUACUUACGUGGAGAGAUCGCAGCGGAGUGCAACGAAUCCGACAAAUGCGGCUCGUGAUGAUCGAACGCCCCGUACGGGUUGUUAUCCUCGUCGUUCCACAUGGAGGCUGGCGGCCCGAAAUCAAAGCGGCCUGGGGGGGGAAAGGGAUUAGAAAACACAAAGACGACUCCAGAGACGAGCCACGGUUAUCGACAAGACAGUCUAAGCCCAGCUACAACCCACAGCAGGCACUGACAGAGACCCUGCAAGGCAGCGAGGUUGGGACGGGGCCGAGCUUGUCCCACGCAGCGGUCGGAGACGGCGGGGGAUUCGUUGAUUCGGUACGUCACUGCGCUGACGUAAUGUAUGCUCUAGGCCGUGCUUGGACUAGUUGCUGGGCUAGCCGGAUCAGGAAUGGUUUCAUUGACGGCUACGGAUAUACGGAAAUCCUGUCGGAUAUGCGGAUCUACUAUACUACUAAUCGUUCAACUCCUCCUGAGCAACCCUGUAGAAUGAAUAGCAGACUACCUACUACCUAACUAUCUAGUACCUGGUAGUGGCUCAGUACAGA